AUGAAAUCUAUGGGGCCAUUUCCUGCUGGCUUGGUUCUGCAUUCUUAUAUGGGUUCUGCAGAGAUGGUUCCCGAGCUUUCAAAAGCUGGUGCUUACUUCUUCUUUUCUGGGUUUCUCAUGUCCAUGAAAGAGAGCAAGGCAAAGAAAAUGUUGAAAUCCAUUCCUCCUGUAAGGAUUUUGUUGGAGACAGAUGCACCAGAUGCUCUACCAAAAGCAAGUGAUUCAGAUUCACUCUUCUUGAUUGAUAGGGAAGUUUCUGUUGCUGAAGAGCUUCUUGAUUGUGGGGAAAAUUCGCUGACAAAAAAGGAGGGCACCUCUGAUAAUACAUGCCAUGAUGAAAGUGGUGCAUCAGAACCGCCUGAAGAAAACCUCAACCAUCCAGCUAAUAUUCAUCAUGUACUUGCCUACAUGGCAAAUUUACUUGAAAUGACUAUAGAAGAACUUGCUGGUGUGACCUACCAGAACGCAGUGAGGCUAUUCUCUUAUGAGGGUUCAAGUUACUUAAAGAAGGUAAUUUAG
Messenger RNA from Fraxinus pennsylvanica, 519 nucleotides. The record is from the annotation of a GenBank genome assembly. Lineage: Eukaryota; Viridiplantae; Streptophyta; Magnoliopsida; Lamiales; Oleaceae.